Molecule: messenger RNA, 1806 nt
Organism: Rotaria sordida
Lineage: Eukaryota; Metazoa; Rotifera; Eurotatoria; Philodinida; Philodinidae
Source: the annotation of a GenBank genome assembly
AUGAUGAAUAAAUCUAUUAACGAUCAAACAAGUGUUGAUAUUAACAAUGGUACUUCAGUAAUAGGUACAGUAUCGAGCGACCUUCUUCUCGAUCACCUCCCACUACGAUGUUCGACGCCAGCUUUCAAGAGUAGGCUACCGUCGUUUCGAACAUUGCCAUUAUCCUCUUCGUACACGGACACUUCUAUUGUACAAACAUCAACAAACAUAGAUUUAAAUAACAUUGAAAAUUAUUCAAAUUUAAUGUCUUCAUCAAUGUUUCGUACACCUUCGUUUGCAAUGUUAAAACCAUCUUCAUUUAAUCAAAAACGAGAAAAAGAAAGAUCUGAAUUAUCAACAUUAAAUGAUAAAUUUGCUGAUUAUGUUGAAGCAGUUCGAUAUUUUGAAGCACACAAUAAAAAGAUUCAGAUGGAUGUGAAUCUUCUUAAUGAAAAACAACGUGAAAUUUGUCAAAAAACUAAAACAAUAUUUGAAACAGAAGUUACACAAUUAAAACAAGUAGUUGAACAAUUAUUAAAAGAAAAAAAUAAUUCAUUUGCUACUGCUCAAAAUGCACAGAAUCCCAUUCUUCCAUUAAAACAACAAUUAAAUCAAACUUUUAAAGAACGUGAUUCAUCAAAAUAUGAAACUGAUAAAAUUGAAAGACACUUAUCAUCUAUUGAAGGUGAUAUUCAAAUGUAUAAUCGUCGUAUUGCUUAUCAAGAUACUGAACAUGAAAAAUGGAAACAAUUUAUUAAUCAUAUUCAACGUCUUUUAUUACAAGGAAAAAAUGAAAUUCAAAAUGAAAUUUUAAUGCAUACAUCAUGUGACCAAGCAGUAAAACGAUUACGUCUUGAUAUAAGUCGAUUACAUGAACAAGAACAACAAAAAUUAAAUGAUCUUAAACAAUCAUCAUUUAUUUUAAGUUCAAAUGGAACAAAUGAACGUGCACUUAUGUUUAAAUCUGAAUUAGGAAAUGCUAUAAGAAGAAUUCGUCAAGAUUUUGAAAGAGAACAUGAUUUACAACGUAAUGAAUGUUAUCAAAAAUUUUCACAAUCAUAUGAUGAAAUAGUUCGACAAUAUUCAGAAUUUGCAAAUUUUUUAUUAAAUGAACGUGAACAAGAACGUAUUAAACAAGAAGAAGAACAUAUACGUUUAGAAAUUCAACAUAUACGAACAAAUACUGAUGUAUUAAAACAAAAAAAUUCUGAAUUAAAAUUACAUAUACGUGAAUUAGAAAUUAAUUUUGAAAUGAGUGAAAAUGAAAAUAAAUGUAUUCAACAAACACAACAAAAUCAAAUUGAUCAAUGGAAAUUAAAACAUGAAAAAAUUACUAAAGAUUAUGAAGAUGUUACAAAUAAACAAAUAUCAUUAGAACAAGAAAUUGAAACAUAUAGAAAUUUAUUAGAAGGUACUAUGAAACCAGUUAUUGAUAAUAUUACAGAAGGAUAUAAUUUAAUGACUACUAAUCAAAUGAAAAAAGAAAAACAAAAGAAUUUAUUCAAUCAAAAACCUCUUUCAACAAGUGUUGAUUCAAUAUUAUCAACAUCUUAUCCUUUAAGUACAUAUGAUACUAAUAAUUCGCAUGUUUCCUUUAUGACUUUGAAUCUUAAUAAUGAUCAAUCAAGUCAUUCAUCAAUACCCAUUAGAGAUAGUUUAACAACAACAUAUAAAAAUAAUUUUGAAAAAAGUCAAAGUGUUGAAGAUAUAUGUGUUAAAACUAAUGAUAAUGAUCAAUACGUGGUAGAAAAAAAUGAACAAGCAAAUGUUGAAUCUUUAUCAAAUAAUCGAAUACCAAUACAUAUUGAAACACGACGAAAGAACUAA